AUGUCAGCGGUGGCCUUUUCUCGUUCGCCGCUUAUGAUCAUGAUUCAGCACACCGAGAUGGACAAACUCGUCCGUUUCCACGCUCUGCACUUCCCCAACCAAGUCACCCCAGAUUUAGUCAACACACCACGGGAAGCUACGGCGGAGGCGGAUCGCAAACAAAACCCUCCCAGCGACACUGAUGACGGAUUAGGAUACUACGAAGACGGGGUCAAGAGGACGCUGACGGACGAACAAGUCAAGAUGUUCCGCCAUUCCGAAAUCCAACGACUUCUGAGCGGAAGAAGGGCUGCAAAAGAGAAAGAGAACCGGCAAAAGAGACGGCAAGAACAUGGCUCAGACACCCAUGCGCCGCCGAAGGAAAGAAAACGGCGAUUCCAAGACGAUCCAGACGCAGGUCGAGCCGACAUCAACACGUUAACAUAUGAUGAUCCGCCACACCAGGAGGUAAAAGGGAAACCGAUUGCGGAGAAAUUCAUAUGGCCAACACUACCCAGAGCGUGA
Messenger RNA from Rhinocladiella mackenziei CBS 650.93, 504 nucleotides. RefSeq lists its product as uncharacterized. The record is from RefSeq and is a predicted model, not a curated record. The coding region runs from base 1 to 504 and encodes 167 amino acids. The transcript has a single exon. Lineage: Eukaryota; Fungi; Ascomycota; Eurotiomycetes; Chaetothyriales; Herpotrichiellaceae.